Messenger RNA from Oncorhynchus nerka (sockeye salmon), 1279 nucleotides. RefSeq names its product zinc finger CCHC domain-containing protein 24-like. NCBI's taxonomy places the organism in Eukaryota, Metazoa, Chordata, Actinopteri, Salmoniformes, Salmonidae. Gene Ontology annotation, molecular function: zinc ion binding; nucleic acid binding. The record is from RefSeq and is a predicted model, not a curated record. Bases 307 to 1023 code for a protein of 238 amino acids. The transcript is spliced from 4 exons.
ACUCCGGGUGGUUGUCCCACUGCAAAUAAAGGGAGAUAACGGGCUCUUAGUAGCGGCUGAAAACUUUUUAUACUGACAUGUUAGAGCAAUGACUUUUGCGUAACGGUAAAACUGGGACUAGGCUCCCAGCAUGAUAUAGGGUCCUUACGAGAAGAGGAAUAAGGAAAGAUUGUCACGGCCUGGUGGGGGUAAAGAAAGCAGUGAAUCCGUUGAAGUUCAGAAAGAAAGAGCGAGCAAGAUUUCCGAAAGUUGAGAGUAAUACAGAAACACAGCGGCGGUGGAAGAGCUGGUGUACCCAUUUGAAAGAUGAGCUUGAUGUCUGCCAUAGACACCAGUGCCUCCGUGUACCAGCCUGCGCAGCUACUGAAUUGGGUCUAUCUCUCUUUGCAAGACACCCACCAAACUAGCGCUUUUGACGCCUUUAGACCCGAACCCAACUCGUCCCACCCGGAGUUGAACUACUCCAAGGCUCCCGCCGGGGACGUGAGCUCGUCCCUCAACUCCAAUUAUCUCAACAAUUUUUUUCAGCUCCAGCGGAAUGAGGCAUUGAAUAACAGGGUAUAUAAAAAUGUCUCGCCAUACGACUCGCUCAACAACAUUGUUGACGGACUCAACUCCUUGACGGACCACUUCUCCGACCUCUCCCUCUCCUCAGAGCCCCGCAAGCCCAGCAAAAGACCCCCGCCCAACUACCUAUGCCACCUCUGCUUCAACAAGGGCCACUACAUCAAAGACUGCCCCCAGGCACGGCCUAAAGGUGAGGGUCUAACUCCAUACCAGGGGAAGAAGAGGUGUUUCGGGGAGUACAAAUGUCCCAAGUGUAAGAGGAAGUGGAUGAGCGGUAACUCCUGGGCCAACAUGGGACAAGAAUGUAUCAAGUGCCAUAUCAACGUCUACCCACACAAGCAGCGUCCAUUGGAGAAGCCUGAUGGCCUGGACGUCUCAGACCAGAGUAAGGAGCACCCUCAGCACCUGUGUGAGAAAUGCAAAGUCCUGGGCUACUACUGCCGACGCGUGCAAUAACACCUUAACAUAUACUCCCUCCCCUUGCUUCAAUCCUCCCCUCCCUCUCAUCCAUCCAUCCUCCUUCUCCUCUCCCCAUCUCCAUCACCUGUUCCUCACCCCUUCCACUCCUCCUCCCCCUCCCUCUCAUCCAUCCAUCCUCCUUCUCCUCUCCCCAUCUCCAUCACCUGUUCCUCACCCCUUCCACUCCUCCUCCCCUCCCUCUCAUCCAUCCAUCCUCCUUCUCCUCUCCCCAUCUCCAUCACCUGUUCCUCAC